Messenger RNA from Erinaceus europaeus (western European hedgehog), 745 nucleotides. It is a transcript of the gene CHCHD7, whose product is annotated as coiled-coil-helix-coiled-coil-helix domain containing 7. NCBI's taxonomy places the organism in Eukaryota, Metazoa, Chordata, Mammalia, Eulipotyphla, Erinaceidae. The coding region runs from base 405 to 662 and encodes 85 amino acids. The record is from RefSeq and is a predicted model, not a curated record. The transcript has 6 exons.
UUCCCCACCCUCGCUCCGCGUCUGCUGUGUGGAAGCGGAAAGAGGGGGGUGCAGAGGGGCUAGACUCCCCUUCCUCGGCAGUAGCCAGUUCUACCUGGCUUCGCUGCAACGCGGGCCUCUUCUUGUCUGUCCUGCUCCUCGCGACUCAGAGGCUGGAAGGAAGAGGAACUGAAAUGUGAAGAAACUCCUGCUGCAAGUUUGACUCUGGUAUAUGUAAUGUGAUUUAGGAUAGAUGUAAAAAAAAGAAAACGUCGUGACUUUACUUAGUACUAUCAUUUCUCAUGGGAAGAAGUUAAACCUGGAAGGAUUUGUGUUCAUGAGAGGAAGAAUCUCAUACAAAUUAUUGAACUGCAUCUUAAUUUUCCUCUUUGCCAAGAUGUUUUGAUAGUGAGAAGACUAUUAGGAUGCCCUUUGCAGCACAGAGGCUGAGAGAUCCUGACAUAAAUCCUUGUUUGUUGGAAUCAGAUGCUUCUACCAGAUGCAUGGAAGAAAAUAAGUAUGAUAAGAGUAGGUGCUAUGCUUACUUCCUGAAGUACAAAAACUGCCGGAAAUUCUGGAAUUCUAUCAUGAUCCAUCGAAGACAGAAGGGUUUGGAACCGUAUAUGCCUACCGCAGCAGAAAGAGAAGAAAUCUUGAGUGCCAUGGGGAAAAUGCCCUACUGACUGUUUGUAUUAAAGUUGUUUACACAGCUUAAAAGCAGAUAAAUAUUUUAAAUAAAUGAUUACUCUGGUUUUCUAAAACAUUA